Linum tenue is the source of this 4020-nucleotide messenger RNA. Lineage: Eukaryota; Viridiplantae; Streptophyta; Magnoliopsida; Malpighiales; Linaceae. The record is from the annotation of a GenBank genome assembly.
CUUGACGUUUCUGCGUUUUGGCCGCUGUCUCCACUCUCCGUUUUGGCCGCUGUUCUCCCCUCCCUGUAUUUUGGACUUUUGGCGAGAGUACCAUAUCAUAACGCAGCAAAAUCACCUCUUUCUCUAUCAUUCGACUUUAGGUUAGAACUUCCCCUCAAAAGUCAAAAGAGACUUUAGGUUAGAACUUAGAACUAGAAGCCCUUCCUUCUCACCUGCUCGGAUGCCGUAGCUGCUAAUCGAUCCUUCUAUUGCUCACCAGUUGGCCACCGCAGGAAGAAGCCAACAGCUCGGCCGCAGCAGGAGGAAGCCCGUCGCUCGCCGCCGCAGGGAGAAGCUCGCCGCUCUAUAGUUCCUGCCACUGGGGAAUGCUGAAGAGGACUUGACUUUGGCGCCCGUUCGAAUUCUCCAUAAAAAAUAGCUUUGUUCUUGCAAGUACAGAGUGAGUUCAAAUGGGGAGCCUCUUAGGAGAAGGAAGUGAAGUAGAUGAGCUGGACAAAGAUUUGGAGUAUGCGUUGCAGGUUGGUGAAGAUGAAUUGGACAAAGCGUUGGACUUGGCAUUGGAAGAUGGUGAAGAUGAUGAAGACGACGAUGAAGAAGAUGAGAGAGAUGGGGAUGGCAAUGAAGUGGAAGGGGCAGAGCAAGGACCGGAAGCCGCACCCUUGGUUUCAAUGGAAGGUGAUGGUCCUGGUAUGGAAUUUUUUCAGCAUUCCCUGUCUCUUGCAUAUGAAGCUCUAGCAGAGAAGAAGCGUCGAGCACUUGCUGAUUCUAAAGGGUAGUGAAGGGUCCACAAAGAAGGCUAGGCUAGAGGAUGCUCCUGAGGCUACCUUGGAAGACUUGGAGGCAACGUUUGGCAGUUCGCGAAGGAGGAAGUCACGGAAACGGAGGAAGAAUGGUAGGCGCAAAGGAUCCAAAAAUAAACUUAGCCAAGAAAUUUCAAAUAUGCUUGCUGAUGCUACUCUUCAUUAUGUGCAUCGGCGUUAUGAAGAGGGCAUAGCUAUUCUAAAAGAGGUUCUUAGGCUGGCACCAGUUGUACCUGAUGCAUAUCAUACACUUGGGCUUAUCUAUGAUAGGCUUGGCAAUUCUCAGAAGGCUAGGGGAUUUUAUACGCUAGCAGCACUCACAAAGCCCAAAGAUCCUUCUUUUUGGGAGGUUCUUUUUACCUGGCACAAAGAACAAGGAGACUUAGCUCGUGCGGUGAUGUGCCUUUCUAGAGCUGUACGGGCUGACCCCAGUAAUAUUUCUUUGAGGUCUAGCCUUACAAAUCUUUAUUUUGAGCUUGGAAAUUAUGCGAAAGCUGCCGAGACACAUGAACAACUUCUACAAAUUUGCCCAAAUGACUUGAGAGUUCUAAUGACAGCUGUGGAGUUGUACUCCAAAUGUGGCCAGAUGGAGCGAAGUGUGAGUAUUUUAGAGUGCUAUCUGAAGGAUCAUCCCUCUGAAGUUGAUUAUUGUGUGAUAAAUAUUCUUGUUGCCAUACUGAUGGAAACAAGGAACUAUGAUAGUGCUCUCAAGCAUAUUGAGCAUGCGCAACAGGUUUACUAUCUGGGAAAGGAAGUGCCUUUCCCUUUGAGAAUCAAAGCAGGAAUUUGCCAUGCCCAUCUUGGAGAUAUCGACAAAGCAGAGUCUUUCUUCUGUAGUUUGCAAAAGGAGAAUGUUGCUGCUUGUUCAGACCUGAUCACUGAAGUUGCUGAUGCUUUCACAAGUCUUGGCCAUUUCCACUCUGCGUUGAAGUAUUAUCAAAUGCUAGAUAUAAAUGGCAAACAUGUCAACGACGGUUGCAUACAUUUCAAAAUUGCCCAAUGUCACUUAUCCUUGAACAAUAGAGUGGAGGCAAUUAAGUAUUUCUACAAAGCUUUGCCCAAGCUCUCAGACAGUAUUGAUGCUAGAUUGGCUUUGGCUACUCUGCUCCUAGAGGAUUCUAAAGAGGAUGAUGCUAUUACUUUGCUAUCUCCUCCUGAAAAUUCUUCUGCAGUUAAUUGCAACCCUGAGAAACCGAAGCAAUGGUAUUCUAAUGUCCAAAUCCAAUUGAAACUCUGCCACAUAUAUAGAGCUAAGGGGAUGCUUAAGGCGUUUGUCAAUAUAUUGCUCCCUUUGGUUCGUGACUCACUUUAUGGCAAGACUUUUCCACAAAAGGCAAAGAAAAGGCUGACAACAAGUAUUCUACGUAAGAGAGUUAAAAUUCUUGAAGUUGGGGGAACCAAUGAUGUUUUUGAUGGCGUCAGACCUCUCGCUUCUCGAUCAGAUCGACUGAAAGCUGCCAGAGCAAGAAGGUUGUUGAAAAAGAAAGAAGAGCAGAAGGCUGCCGCAAGAGCAGAAGGCAUUGACUGGAACAGCGAUCUUUCUGAUGAUGACGAGUCUGCGGAAGUUAGAGAACCUCCUCCCCUGCCAAAUUUACUGGAGGAUGAAGAGCACCACAAUCUCAUUAUUGAUUUGUGCAAGGCCUUACAAUCCCUGCAAAGGUACUGGGAAGCACUGGAAAUCAUUAGCCUGACGAGGAAAUUGGCUUCUUCAAACAAACUACCUACUGAAAAGCGACAGGAGCUUCAGUCUCUGGCAGCUCAGAUAUCUUACUACACUGCCGACCCCAAACACUCUCUUGACUGCGUAAAAUCAGUGGUUCAGCAACGACCAUACAGUUUUGCUGCCUGGAACUGCUUUUACAAAAUAACUUCAAGAUUGGAAAAAACAUUUCCAAGGAAGUUCCUGCGGUACAUGCGAGCCAAGUAUAAGGACUGCGUUCCACCUAUUGUAAUCUCUGGCCAUCAAUUUACUGCUGGGAGUCUCCAUCAGGAUGCUUCAAGAGAAUACCUAGAAGCUUAUAAACUAUUGCCGGAGAACCCUCUGGUCAAUCUCUGUGCUGGUAAAGUAGCUCUGUACUUACCUUUUCUUCAGCAUCAUCAGUUUACUUGACUGGGUAUAGAGGUGGCAAAUGUGUUUGGAUUUGUCGAUUGUGUUCAUGAAUUUCUCCAUGCUCUUAAAAUGAAAUUAGUGGGUUAUCUCGAUUGAAUUGGUUGAUCAAAUGUUGGACUUAAUUUAACCAUUUUGUAAAAAGAUUUAGAAGAUGAAGUAAUUCAGCUAUUAAAUUGUAAUUGCGAAGCAAAACUUUCUGUGCAUAUAUGAAAGCUUGGUUCUAAAAAUCUAAAAUAUAAAUGCAAAUAUAUUCAAGUUCCAAAUGGUAAUUCACAUAAAUCCAUCGACCCAAUCCACCGAUCCGUUGGGGAUCAAACAAAUUUCGGACUAGAUGGAUUUCGAUUAUGUUGAUAUUUACUGGUUAGAUUUGGUUAGGGUUUGCCCCUCUGUCAUCAACUUGCAUUGCCUCCAAUCUGUUGAAUGGAACUCUUCUGCUUUCCAGGAACUGCAUUGAUCAACUUGGCACUCGGGUUCAGGCUUCAGAACAAGCACCAAUGCGUUGCACAGGGCCUGGCAUUCCUACACAACAAUCUUCGCCUUACCAGUGGGAAAAGCCAGGAGGCGCUCUAUAAUAUUGCCAGGGGAUAUCAGCAAGUUGGGAUGUCGACUCUGGCAGUCGCGUACUACGAAAAGGUUCUCUCCAUGUCCGAGAAGGACUAUCCAAUUCCCAAGCAUCGGAACGAGGAGAAUGUGGAAGAAGGCAGCAGCAACAACACUACUGUUGAGGAAGCUGCAGCAGGAGGAUACCGCGACCUGAGAAGGGAGGCAGCUUACAAUUUACAUUUGAUAUAUAUGAAAAGUGGAGCAGUUGAUCUUGCUAGGCAGGUACUUAAAACCCACUGCACUUUGUGACCCGGGGUAGAUUCGGUAUUAACAAAGUAGUACGAGACUGCACUUUGUUUUUCAGAAUCGGGACCUUGUAAGCUCUUACCGGAGGUGUAAAUAGACAAAUUAGAAUUUAGUAUUAACAAAGUAGUUUCAAUUUUCUUGGCCUCUUUAACUCUCUUUUUCCUAGUCGAUCUCUCCCAUUCUGUUGAAGGUUGACUAAACUGUAUUCUAUAGGUUGCAGUUGUAUACGUCUCGAAAAGUUAUGCGAAGUUUUUUUUUUUU